GAAAUAUGGACAGAGAGCAGGCGCGCGUCUCUCUGCUUGUAGUGCUGCUCACCGGCACUGUGAUUGCAGUACUUGCUGCCAGUCCAGCCGCCGGCGACACCAUGGCUGGGCUAGCCGGCAGGAUGGGCACCGCCUACAGAGUCGACGCGGCGGCGGCGCAGAAGCUGACACCGGUGGUGCACCGUCGCGUGCUCUCCAGCCUCGGCAACUCGGUCCUCGAUCCUAAUAGGCCGGCAUGCGUCGGUCGGUGCGGGGCCGCCGGGCAACCGUACACCGGCCGGGGAUGCGUGCGUUCGUACCAGUGCCGUGGCUAGUGCUAAGUUGGCGCCGCAUCUUGACAAGACGCGCCGACGCAAGUUGGGUCGAUCUGUCGAUGGCACGCCGCUAAAUUUGCACGCAUCCAAAUAGUACGAGCGUACACCCCUUGUUUUUUUUGUUCGAGCGACACCCCUUGGUAGUUGAUUCGCCGUAACUCGUAAGUGGUUGAUCCUUGGACGUGAUAAAUCUAUCGUUGCUUGGUGUAAAAUGUCCUCAUGUCAAAUGCUAGAUUGUACUGUACGUUAUUCCUA
Hordeum vulgare subsp. vulgare (domesticated barley) is the source of this 569-nucleotide messenger RNA. RefSeq lists its product as uncharacterized. The record is from RefSeq and is a predicted model, not a curated record. The transcript has a single exon. Bases 6 to 314 code for a protein of 102 amino acids. NCBI's taxonomy places the organism in Eukaryota, Viridiplantae, Streptophyta, Magnoliopsida, Poales, Poaceae.